Molecule: messenger RNA, 796 nt
Organism: Didymodactylos carnosus
Lineage: Eukaryota; Metazoa; Rotifera; Eurotatoria; Philodinida; Philodinidae
Source: the annotation of a GenBank genome assembly
CGACGUGCAAUGAAGCGCGGAUUCUACUAGGGUGAUUCCCUGCAAGAAAGCAAGAAUUGCGUUUCUUGGCCAUUCUUGCUGGUAGUUGAUUCCCUGCAAGAAAGCAAGAAAUAAGAGCAAGAAUAGUAACCAUAAAUCAAAGAGACUUCUUGCACCAAGAAAGCAAGAUCUUGUGACAUUUCUAGCGCAAGAUCUUGGGCAAGAAAGCCCUGGCAAGAAAGUCGAUUAGGGUUAUUGUUUGUGUCUGUCAACUUAGUUGGUUCAACUAGCAUGCCUAACUCAAUUAUCUUCAUUAAUUAAUUAAGAUAAAAUAAAAACGCAAAUGUCACUGUUUGAUGUAAAACACUAUGAGAUGAUAAAAAACCAAAUUUAUAAUGAACAAGCUAUUGAUGUUGAUCAAGAUGUUCUUAAAAUAUCAUCAAAGAAAAUGAAAACUAUUGAAGUUGGACCAUGUUCAGCAAUUAUUUUAUUUUUAACAAUAAAAAAUGUCAAUUAUGCUGCCUGUUAUCACUGUAGUUUGACCGAAACGACGCAAUUUGAAUUUAAAACAAUUCUUACGAAAAGCUUUAAAAAUUUUUUUGAUCUUAUUAGAAAUAAAGUAUUUGAUACUGAAGAAUUAUCUUCAUUGGUACCGCCAGAUUGUUUAUUAAACGAUAUUAAUGUUGAUUCGAUUAUUAUAUUAGGCGGAGCUCAUGAUGAGCCAAAUUUCAAAGAAUUUAUCAGAAGUUUUUAUUCGUCAUUUAGUCAUGGUACGUUUAAUGUUAGACGUAAAGAGAUGCCAUCUCUUUACGUCUAA